UUUCCCCAUCUUGCCCCGCGCUGUCCCGCCUUAGCGGUCAGUCUUCUCGUGUACUUUAGAAAGGACUACGAAUCCCAGCGAGCAGAGCGCCACCCGAGAACGCAAGAGGAGGAGCUCGGAGCCGUCCAGCCAGGGGCCCUCGCAUUUGGUGGAGGUGGCCAUGGGGAAGCGAUACUUCUGUGAUUACUGUGACCGCUCCUUCCAGGACAACCUGCACAACCGAAAGAAGCACCUCAAUGGGCUGCAGCACCUCAAGGCCAAGAAGGUGUGGUACGACAUGUUCCGAGAUGCAGCUGCCAUCCUGCUAGAUGAACAGAACAAGAGACCCUGCAGGAAAUUCCUGCUGACAGGCCAGUGCGACUUUGGCUCCAACUGCAGAUUUUCCCACAUGUCAGAACGAGAUCUGCAGGAACUGAGCAUCCAGGUGGAGGAGGAGAGGCGGGCCAGAGAGUGGCCACUGGAGACUGCUGAACUUCCUGAGGGCCACCUGGAGGACUGGCUGGAGAAGAGAGCUAAGAGGCUGAGCUCAGCCCCAAGGAGCAGGACCGAACCCAUCAGAACCACUGUCUUCCAGUACCCCGUGGGCUGGCCGCCAAUGCAGGAGCUGCCCCCCUCCCUGCGGGCACCCCCUCCUGGAGGAUGGUCCCUACAGUCCAGAGUCCAGUGGGGCUGAGCUCUUCCCCUGAUUUCUCCGCCUGACUUCUCCUGGUCACCAGUCAUAGUAAAGACAGUUGCUCAACCUAGGAAGUGGAGCUGCCUUCCCACUGUCCCCCUGGAGCCUCUGAGACUAUGAGCUUGGCCUCUCCACCCACCCACCAUCCCUCAGGGCAUAUCUUGAAGAUGGGUGAGAAACAUCCAAAUGUUUAUAAAGAAAGUCUAUCCUCGA
Peromyscus californicus insignis is the source of this 886-nucleotide messenger RNA. It is a transcript of the gene Zmat5, whose product is annotated as zinc finger matrin-type 5. The transcript is spliced from 6 exons. Gene Ontology annotation, cellular component: U12-type spliceosomal complex. Gene Ontology annotation, molecular function: zinc ion binding. The record is from RefSeq and is a predicted model, not a curated record. The coding region runs from base 161 to 673 and encodes 170 amino acids. Lineage: Eukaryota; Metazoa; Chordata; Mammalia; Rodentia; Cricetidae.